UUGUGUUCUCCUUUUUUCUUCUGUAGAGAAAAGUAACGCAAACACACAUAGAGAGAAGAAGUAACUAAGAUGGUUGCAAACGAGGGCAUGAGCAAGGAUAAUGGUCAUGUGGAGGAUGAAGUUCCACUUCCAGGAUUUCGCUUCCAUCCCACAGAUGAAGAACUUGUUAGUUUCUAUCUUCGAAGGAAGCUUGACAACAAACCCAUCAGUAUCGAACUCAUCAAACAGAUUGAUAUCUACAAACACGAUCCUUGGGAUCUUCCAAAAGCUACUGUCAGUACUGGAGGUGAAAAGGAGGGGUACUUCUAUUGUAAGAGAGGGAGGAAGUAUAGAAAUAGCGUCAGGCCCAACAGAGUGACCGGGUCUGGGUUCUGGAAAGCAACUGGUAUAGACAAACCAGUGUACUCCCAUGGAGGAGAAGGACAUGAGUGUGUUGGGCUCAAGAAAACACUGGUGUACUACCGUGGCAGCGCCGGCAAAGGCACCAAAACUGAUUGGAUGAUGCACGAGUUUCGCCUCCCUAACACUGCAGACACCAUCAACACAAAACUUCCCAACGCCAAGAAUUAUGUUGAUCAUACUGCCCAAGAAGCUGAAAUUUGGACAUUGUGUCGAAUCUUCAAAAGAAAUGUAUCACAAAGGAAGCACACGCCAGAGUUGAGACUAUUAGGUGCUAAGCGUCAGUGCGUUCAUGACAAGAGCAGCAGAUCAAUGAUGAGCAGUGCUGAGUUUAACACUAAUCAAGAGACAUAUAUCAACUUUGGUGCAAGCUUAGGCUAUUAUCAAGAUGGGCAAAAACCCACCAUCAGUAACUACUCAAGCAGUGAUCAAAGGAAUAACUUUCAUGGAGGCCAGUUAAGAUCUCCAACAGUGGUACAGCAAGCUCAAGUAAAUGCAGCAUCUUCGAACUUCUGGAUGAACUUGGCCAUGAGUACUGAUCAUUUCUUCACAUCUGAUAAUUGGGAUGAGCUUGGCUCAGUUGUGAAAUUUGCUGCGUAGCCUAACCACGCAGUUUUAAUUUAGUAGUUAGGAAUUACAAUGGGACAUAUAUAUAUAUAGUUGUAUUCAUAUAUGAGAGUAUUUGCAUUAGAGAUUAUUAAUUUUGUUGAUCAUCAGUGGGCACAUUUGGCUAAGCACUGCAACUAAACACAAAUGAAAAUAAAUAUUUAUCACAUAAUUUAUGUAUAAACUUUUGAGAAAGUUAUUGAAAUAAACUCAAAUUACUCUCUA
This is a messenger RNA of Lotus japonicus, 1230 nucleotides long. Its product is annotated as transcription factor JUNGBRUNNEN 1-like. The coding region runs from base 70 to 999 and encodes 309 amino acids. Gene Ontology annotation, molecular function: DNA binding. Gene Ontology annotation, biological process: regulation of DNA-templated transcription. Lineage: Eukaryota; Viridiplantae; Streptophyta; Magnoliopsida; Fabales; Fabaceae. The record is from RefSeq and is a predicted model, not a curated record. The transcript has 3 exons.